Darwinula stevensoni is the source of this 483-nucleotide messenger RNA. The record is from the annotation of a GenBank genome assembly. Lineage: Eukaryota; Metazoa; Arthropoda; Ostracoda; Podocopida; Darwinulidae.
AUGUCAAAAAAGUCACUUGUCACGGUGAUGCUGCUGUCCUGCUGGGCCUUUGCGUACGCCCAAGGCGUGAUCACUGGCCUGGUUGUGGGUGUCUCCGAUGGUGACACCGUUAAGGUGCUGACACCAGAGAAGACUGAAAUUCGAGUCCGGCUCGCUGAGAUCGAUGCGCCUGAGUCCAAACAGGCUUUUGGGUCACGGUCGAAACAGUCGUUGUCAGAUAUAUGCUUCGGUAAACCGGCAACGCUACUGGUGCAGGACAUUGAUCGGUAUGGUCGUACUGUCGCAUCAGUCGAGUGUGAUGGCGUUUCGGCGCAAAAGCACCAGCUGAACAACGGCAUGGCGUGGGUCUAUGACCGCUACGUCAAGGACCGUACUCUGUAUGUACUUCAACACUCUGCCCAGCAGGGACUACGAGGGCUAUGGGCUGACAAUGAUCCUGUACCGCCUUGGGAGUAUCGGCACAGUCAAAAGGUGACAAAAUGA